Molecule: messenger RNA, 1096 nt
Organism: Centruroides sculpturatus (bark scorpion)
Lineage: Eukaryota; Metazoa; Arthropoda; Arachnida; Scorpiones; Buthidae
Exons: 16
Coding region: 1-984 (327 amino acids)
Source: RefSeq, a predicted model, not a curated record
AUGAAAUGCUUAAACAUCUUCUUCGUCAUAACCUUUUUUCUCUGUAUUAACGAUAUAUACGGAAAUGAAAAAGAAUGUUUGACCACGUUCAAGAAUUGUAUCACAAACUUAAUUGGUGAAACAAGAGAAAAAACAAUAGAAAAGUUCUGUUGUAGACAAGCAUUCGUGGGCAAUGAAUUUCGUGAAAAGUUGCAAAAGAACUGUCUGACGGAUAGAAUAAUGCCCGAUGUUGUUGAUUGCUUGGGUAUUGAUAAAAAGUGUAUAAAAACUUUAACAGACUACUUUAGAGAGAGAACAGAAAAUUACACAAAAAUGGAAAAAGAUUUGAGAAUUGCUGCUAGACAACCGAACAGUAUAGAGGAUUGUGAAGAUUACGCAAAACGAUUUGAACAAGAAGAAUGCUCCAUGUGUUCUGAUAAAGAUGACGACGAUGAAUUAUACGGUGUAAUAUGUGAUAUCAUUCGUAAAACAAAAAAAUCAUUGCCUUAUUGUGUAAAUAAGCAUCACUGCAUGGACACUUUCAAUACUUGUAUUAUGAAGAAAAUUAAUGAAUCAAUGGUACAUAAAGUCGAUGUACGUUGCUGCAAAUCUGCUCUUAAUAAUAAAUCAAGCGAUUAUUUCAAGAAUAAAGACAAAUGUGAAUCACCCGAGUUUAUGCCGACAAUAAUAGACUGCAUGUUUAAAGAUGAAUAUUGUAAAGUGCAAAUAUUUAAAUAUUUUACAAAGAAUGGAGAAAUUUUGGAAGAAUUUCGUACGAAAAUAAAUAGUGAAACGGGUAUUCCUCCGGAAACAAGUCAAUGCGAUAAAUAUUAUUCAAAGUCAAAGACAAUAUCUUUGAUCGAAUGUUACAAAACCACAAACAAAAAAUUGUUCCCAUUCUGCCAGUUAUUGAUAGAUAUUUUAAACAAAGAACCUAUUAAUGACAUAAAUGAUGAUUUAUAUAAUUAUGCAAAUGAUAAUUUUGACAACAGACUGAAGAAAUGAACUUUCUAACAGAACAACAGUGAUUACAUCGUUUAAUAAAGAUGAAUUUAAAAAAUUAAAUUUAAUUAUUGGAAGUUUUCUAAUUGAAAUAAAGAAUAUGUUUGCAGCAUAU